Messenger RNA from Wyeomyia smithii (pitcher-plant mosquito), 1887 nucleotides. Its product is annotated as glutamate receptor ionotropic, delta-1-like. The record is from RefSeq and is a predicted model, not a curated record. Lineage: Eukaryota; Metazoa; Arthropoda; Insecta; Diptera; Culicidae. The transcript is spliced from 9 exons.
AUGCUAAUGAACAGUCAUUCACUUUCAUUCUACUUAUAACACUAGCACUACAAAGAUGAGAUUUUUAUUUGUGUUGUGUUUCCUAACCCAUUCGAUUACCUGAAAUGGCAACGGUUAAGAACGGUUAUCAUUUUCCACUGUCUGGAUCAAAGUGAUGACAUUCUUCGCGUAUCUCAACGUAUGAGUAAGGUUUACGAUGGACGAAUUCAUUAUGAGGAUAUUUCCAACUUGUCUGUUAAUUUUUGGAACCAUAGUCACGUGAUGAGGUUCGAUUUUUCGGCGCUAGGAGCCGUAAUUGAUUCAACAUGUGCCAAAACUGUCGACUUAUUCAGAAUUAACUCCGCGUAUGAAUAUUUUAAUGCAUCAUAUUAUUGGCUGAUAUUUGGAAAUAAAUCCACCACGGGCUUACUGGAUAAGCAAAAUCUUAAUAUCGAUGCGAAGAUUACUCUGGCUGUCGGAACGGAUGAGUCUAGUGAAAAUUUCAACUUGUAUGAUGUGUUUAGUCCUAUGAGAAGGCGCGGAACGCCUUUGAACGUAACAUAUAUGGGAAGUUGGAGUACGAGUCAUGGAUUCAAAAUCAUAGUAAAUCAAUCUGAGUACGAGCGCCGGAUUGACUUCGGAGGGCUCUGGUUGAAAGCAGCAAUUGCGACUUUGGAUCAAGUUCAUAAUUUGCCUUUACGGGAGUUUUUAGCUAGUAACAAACCAUUGAAAGAGUACGGUUAUCAUAGACUUGGCUAUCAAAUAAUGGAACAUCUAAUGCAGAAGCAUAAUUUCACGUUGCAGUUGAUUCGCACACGGAUCUGGCAUUUCGAGAAUAUAGACGGACACUCGCCUAAAGGCAUGGUCGGGCAAGUGGCUACUAAACAAUCCGAUCUUGGCCUAAACGGUAUGGGGUAUAGACAGGACAGAGUUUACUCAUUCGAUAAUACUAUCACUAUUAUAGUAUCAAGACAGCUGAUUAUUUUUCGCCAUCCGAGAAAAAGUUCCUUGAGAAAUAUUUUCCUACAACCGUUUCGAUUUGAUCUCUGGAUAGGAACGCUGGUCCUCAUGGCGUUCGCUUCGAUAUUAUUGUUUGGAAACUUUAUGGCUGAAAGUUUGAAAAAGCGCUUUAGCAACAAAAUCCAAGAUAACAGAAGAUUAUCUUUUUUGGUUAUCUUCGGAAUUAUUUGUCAGCAAGGUUUCGCUACCAAAACAUUUCUCGGUUCAACGAGAACCACUUUGAUCACUAUGUUGAUGUUUUCUUACUUUAUUAUACAAUUUUAUUCGACCUACAUCGUGGGUUACCUCCUAAUUGCUCCGCCCAAGUUUAUGAACACACUGAGGCACUUGAUAGACAGCGAUUUAAAAGUGUUAAUUGAAGAUAUAGGCUAUAACAUUGAAUAUCUCAAUACAACCAGAGAUCCACUAGCUGUUGAAUUAAACAAACGUAAAAUUUUAACAGGAGAGAACAAAUUCGUUAACGUUACGACGGGAGUCGCCCAGGUCAAGAAGGGCGGUUACGCCUUUCAGUGCGAUACGGGCUACGCAUACCCACUGAUAAUGAGAACGUUUACGGACCAGGAAAUAUGCGAUUUACAGGAAAUGCUCCUAAACCCACUACGUAUACUGCAUUUGCCCCUACGCAAAGGUAGUCCAUUCAAGCUAAUGUUUCGUGUCACAUUGCGCAAAUUGGAAGAAAGUGGGGUCCUCAAGACCUACCAAAAACGGUAUGGCACUGGUAAACCAAAAUGCGCGAUGAGCUCUCAAGAAACUCAGGCUGUUGAUUUGGAACAUGUUUCGACUUUGUUUGUAGGAUUGUUUGUUAGCAUUCUUGGUAGCUUUUGUGUGUUGCUGUUAGAACUGCUACACUCGCAGGUUUCAAAGUGGCGACAGAAUAGGGAACCCUGA